This is a messenger RNA of Rattus norvegicus (Norway rat), 31197 nucleotides long. Lineage: Eukaryota; Metazoa; Chordata; Mammalia; Rodentia; Muridae. The record is from RefSeq and is a predicted model, not a curated record.
GGGACUGGUUCUCAGCGCUGGGAACUCUGUGUAAUAGGAUCCGGUUGCCGGGCUGCCGCGGGGAAGCAUUUGGGCGUGGGACCGCGAGAAGCCGCUUGUAAACAGAACCGGGCCGGGAUGGUUGGCGGCCGGAGCGCAGCCGCUGGCGGAAGUUGAAGAUUGGCGUUACAUUGCUUUGGCAAACAGUGCCCUGCUGUCUUCACCGAGAUCUCUAACAAGCCCCUGUGCUUCUCCAGGCAGCCAGAUGAAGAUUGCUUCCUCUCGUCUCCACAGCUGCGCUGCCGAAUCACCUCUCUCUGUCGGCUGAGUGCUCAUGACGCCUUUUCCUUGAAGCAGUUUAGAAGCGUGGACCCUGUGUCAUGGAAGCUUUGGAGGUAGAUGACAUCAGCCCCGCCUUAGAGGUCACUGAGGACUUCUUCAGUACUUUUGACAGUAAGCUGGGAAAGGCUGUACAGCAGGCAGAGGUCUAUGGGGUCCAGGAAGUCCCUGAACUGGUGGGGCACGAGGUACUUGGUAACAUAACAGACAAUGGUGCUUUGCGAAGCGUCGCUUCCCUGGGCAAGGGGACAAUGAUUUGGGACCACUGUAAGAGCAGGCUCCUAGAAACCAAAGCUCAAAAUGUCUUCCCUGCCAAAGAACAGCUUAUGGUCCAGAGAGGGACAGCCCCAGACAAUCUUUCCUGGAUGGAACAGAAGGAAGCAUCAACCUUCAACUUCUUCAACAUUUGUCAGCGUCGGAGGGACAGACCUCGCUCUGUGAAUGACUUAUUGGACGAGACCACGACUUUCAAGCCAGGACAUGCUCGGUCAAGGUCCGAUGUUACCCAUGUUGACUGGCGGGUAGUCCUGAGCACCAUGCCUUUGCAGCAACAGCAGCAGCAGCAGCAGGCGUCCCUUCACGGCCCUCACUUCCCCAGGCCGUCUUUUCUGUUGUCUUCAUCCAAUAAGGUUGAAGAUGCUCAAGGAAAUACAGAACACAAGCAGACAUUCCCAAACAUACUGAAGAAGGGUUAUCUGGAGAUCAGGAAGAACCAUGACAGUUACUGGCAAAGCUGUUAUGCAGAACUCUCACCCUACAACUUAAACUUCUACAGCCUCGAUAGCAGUGGGAAUCAGAACCUUUAUGCCACGUACCAGCUUUCCCACUUCCAGAGCAUAUCUGUUUUAGGCAAUCUGGAGGCCAGGAUGGUAGACACUGUUCUCUACGACAAUUCUCAGCUGCAGCUAAAGGCAGAGUCCCCGUGGGAGGCGUUGGACUGGGGGCAGAAGCUCUGGGAAGUUGUACAUGCUGCUGUGCCCAAUUACAUGGCACGGCAGGAGGAGAAGGCAAACUCUCCAGGACUUGGUCAUCAUGUUGACUGUGCACAGAACCACUGUUUACAGAAGAAAUCUAGUGGGCUGCUGGCCUCCCCUGUCUUGGAUAGCCCCAAACAGUACCAAAACAUCCUGAAAUCAGGGACACUCUACAGACUGACUGUCCAGAACAACUGGAAGGCCUUUACAUUUGUGCUGAGCAAGGCCUACCUUAUGGCUUUCCACCCUGGCAAGCUAGACGAAGAUCCCCUCCUGAGCUACAAUGUAGAUGUGUGUCUGGCUGUGCAGACAGACAACCUGGAUGGUUGUGACUCUUGCUUUCAAGUCAUUUUCCCUCAGGAUGUCCUCCGCCUCCGGGCUGAGACCCGACAGAGGGCUCAGGAAUGGAUGGAGGCUCUGAAGACAGCAGCUAAUGCUGCAAGGAGCUCCGAGCAAAACCUGCAAGUCACACUGAGAAACAAACCCAAGGAUCAGCUCGGUGGCCAUGAACUGCGGAAGAACAAACGCCAGUCCGUGACCACCAGCUUCCUGAGCAUCCUGACUACGCUGUCUUUGGAGCGAGGACUCACUGCUCAGAGUUUCAAAUGUGCAGGGUGCCAGCGACCCAUUGGUCUGUCCAAUGGCAAGGCCAAGGUGUGCAAUUACAGUGGGUGGUACUACUGCAGCAGCUGCCACGUGGACGACAGCUUUCUCAUCCCAGCACGCAUAGUCCACAACUGGGACACCUCAAAAUACAAGGUGUCCAAACAGGCCAAGGAGUUUCUGGAGUACGUGUACGAAGAGCCCCUGAUCGACAUCCAGCAGGAGAACCCAAUGCUCUACCUCCAUGCUGAGCCUCUGGCCACCGUUGCACGGCUGCGGCAGCGGCUGAAGUCACUCCGAGCCUAUUUGUUCAGCUGCAGGGCGGCAGUGGCGGAGGAUCUGCGCCGCAGAAUUUUCCCCAGAGAAUACCUCCUUCAGCAGAUCCACCUGUACUCUCUCGCUGACCUGCAGCAGACAGGUCUUGCUGUGUCACCCAGGAUGAUUUCCGGUCUUCCUGCUUUAGCCUCCAGAGUGCUGGGAUUGCAAGCAUGUACUACAAGCCUAGCUAAUUUUUGUGGAUUUUCUGAAUACUCACUACACAUCCCUGGACGGCAGACUUCUCAGCUGAGAUUUUGCAGUAUUGCCUUAUUCAUCACUGUGACAUAAAUGUCUGUCAGAAGUGUUGUGCAGGAACAGUGUAUCUGGUGGUCCACUUCAGAGGCUCCCUAGAGCUGUAGCUAGUAAGUUCACAAAAAGGCCAUGUCCAAGGCAGUUCAAGGCCAGUCUUUGAAGAUAUGUUUUGCUGAAUUCUUCAAGGAUGUUUGGUGAAUCACUUUGUAUGCUCUGCCCCCACCAAGCAAACAGACUCACAGAGUGUUGUUCUCUGUGGGCACUCUUCACAGAGGCAGUAGACAAAGGAAAGGCCUAAGUGGGCACUCAGGGCAGCUGCCCUUCUGCCAAAGCACUAACAGGUGAUGACCUUUAUUCAAGCAGGAACACAGUGCUUCAGUGCCCACAACCAAGUCACCAAUCCCCGAGCCUCAGGAGGCUGAGGAACUUGUAUUCAAAGCCUCAGCAGCCCUGAUCCCUGCACCAUUGUCCACCCAGGCAUUAUGGGGCAGAAUAACUAAUUAGGAGCAUUCGGACUUAACAAGCAGAAACACAGAGCGUGACAGCUCGCCUGUGUCGCCCCAGCCAGUGCUUGUGUCUGCUGUAGCUACUGUGCCUUCAGACACCCCUGGAUACACUCACUCGGCAAUGUGGCAGGACUGAGCUGUCAUUAAGACAUCAGUAAAUCUGUUAACCGCUCUACAGGGCUGCUCUACACAGUAAAUGAACUAGGGGGAAAACAUAAGGUAUUUGGGAAAAUGCUUUUUAAGCAAAUGAAUAUUUAGAAAAUGAAUAUGCCUACUUUCCUCAAAGGUUUUCAUCUGAGGUGGUGGGAAGGGGUUGAAUGUUACUCUUUGACGGCCCUGUUGCUUGGCAGUCUCAAGGGAGCAGGUGUUUCUUGAGUAGGUGCUGCUCAGACCCCAGGCUGUUCCUGCCCUGUGGAGGGGAAGGGACAGAAUGGUAAGUGCCUUGUACAAGUCCUAGACCAGAACAGCAGGCUGCAGACUGUGCUUCCCGCUCACCACAGUGACUGCGGUUUGGGGAUCUAGGUUUGGUUUGGUAUUGUUUAGUUCAGUUCAGUUUAGUUCUUGACUUUUUUUUUUUUUUUUUUUUUGGUUCUUUUUUUCGGAGCUGGGGACCGAAUCCAGGGCCUUGCGCUUCCUAGGCAAGCGCUCUACCACUGAGCUAAAUCCCCAACCCCCGUUCUUGACUUUUUAAACGCCUUUUUGUGUGGUUUAUUGAUAGGAACCAUUAGCUGACGGGGAUAAAGCAAGUAAAUAACAAGGUCGUUGCACCAUGCCCAACUAUAAUGUGGUUCACAGAUGCAUUUAAGGAGACAGGGAGAGAUGAACAGGAUUGUAGCAGAAAAAUGUUAACAUCCAAGUACAGAGGUAAUGGAUUUUUUUUUAAAAAACCAGCUCAGAAUGAUGACUUUGUGCGAUUUUGGACAGAAAGCCCAUUACCCAGGUGAAGAGAGCUCAGUUGAUGGUCCAGAAGCUACCCAUAUGCCCCUUUGAUACAAGUACCAUUUAAUACUCAAGGAUGCAGCCACAGAAUUGGAAGGUGGCAGUCAGUAUUGGAGUCACUUUCCUGGGAUCCUUGGGUCCUACUUAUUUUCAAUCAUCUGUGUGUUGGUGGCGAUUUUUGUGUUUCCCAUUUAUAUAAAAUCCAUCAUAAUAUGAACUUAUUAAGGACUCUGUCCAAAGAAUACUUUCUGCCAGUUGUAUUUUUGAGCUGUCUGUAGCCCGACUGCCCAGCCUGACACCUCACACAGAAGCUGUCACCAGGAACGGAGCAGAGACGCUGCAGAACCGUCAUGCUAUAUUCAGUUGGCAUAUUUCUGUGUGUUCAUUACCUACUGCUAUACCACAGAUUACCCCCAAACGUAGAAUUUAACACAAGAGUGAACAGUAAUUGUCUCUCAUGGUUGUUAUGGACCAGGAAUUCCUGAGUUCAGUUGAGCUGAGGUUGCAAGGAGUACACUGGGUGGGGCCUGUGGUCACCAGCUGGAGCAGUGUCAGCUACUCCCACAGCUGGCAGAUGGGGGCUGACUGUUAGUGGGAGGCCUCUUGUCUUAGCCCACGUGGGCCAUGCUACAGGAUGCUCAAGGAGUCCUCAGGAUGUGAUAGCUGGCUUGAGGAUGGUCUGAAAGAGUAAGAGGUAGAUGAUGUCAUUCUCUCUGUGUGGCCUGGCCACGGAAGUCCAGGUGCUGUCAUUUCUGCCAUAUUCUGGUGCUUAAAAAAGAAUUGCUAAAGCAUGUUCCAGUGGUGCAGGCUGUUAGCAAGUAGUACCCGAAGAGAAGAAUCAGACUCUUUCGUUUGUGUGUGUAUAGUCAUGUGUGUUCAUGUAUGUGCACAUAUAAACCAGAGGUCAACCUCCAGUGUCAUUUCUCAGAUACUGUCCACCUUUAGUGGUUUGUUGGUUUGUUUUCCUGUUUUUCUUUCUUGUUUUUUUGAAAGGGUCUCUCACUAGUGGCCUAGGGUUCAUCAGGUAGGCUAAGCUGGUUAGUUAGCAAGCCCAGGGACCUGUCUGUGUCUACUUCUGCAGACUUUAUGUUACAAGUCAUGCCACCACAUCCAGCCUUUUUAUGUGGGCUCUGGGGAUGGAACCCAGGUCUGGGUUCUGCAAAGCAAGCACUUCACCCACCACCUCCCCAGCCCUCACUUCUCACAUUGUAAAGAAUAUAUAAGCAUAUUAUAAACUAUCCUGCUCUGUAAUAAUACUGCUGUGAUAAAAAUUAAAAAGGAACAUUAUCUAUCAGUUCCUGAGAGCUCACUCCAGCUGACUCCGGCUGCUAACUCUGACACGCGGUCCACAAGCCACCCUCUCCCAGCUCUCUCCUGCAACAUAAGACCACCUCACAUCUGCACAUCCCUUAUAUUUAAUCCCCUAAAAAAUGUGGUGAGAUAGAUAUGGCUACCUUUAAUUUGUAAUAUACUGAUUUACUUAUGAAGUGCCACAGUGAGUAUGGAGGUCAGGGGCAGCUUAUGGAGGUUAGUCCUCUCGUUUUACUCUGUGGGCUCAGGUACCCAAGUUGGAUCAUCAGGCUUCAAGGAGGCCUUCUUGCCACUGAGCUGUUUUGCCAGCUCUGGCCCUUUCUAGAAGCUUAUUUUUAAUUUUAAAUCUAUGUGUAUGUUGGAGUGUGUGUCACACGUGUAGGUGGGCCUGAAAGGCAGGAAAAUCAGGUGUGCUUGCCUCCUGUGUCAGUGUAUUUGACACAGAAUGACUGGGAAACACACCCACCCUUGUAUAGCAGACUGUGGCAGAUUGUAAAGGGGGUGAACACUACCUCCUGUCCUGUGGGGCUUUCUUACCUGUCACUUACCUACUCCCAUUAAGAGGUAGCACUUUGGGGUUGGGGAUUUAGCUCAGUGGUAGAGCGCUUGCCUAGCGAGCACAAGGCCCUGGGUUCGAGCACAAGGCCCUGGGUUCGGUCCCCAGCUCCGGGGAAAAAAAAAAGAGGUAGCACUUUUAUCCCCUUUUCCCUGAAUCUGGCUAGGUGGCUGUGACUUUGAAAGUUUUUCUGUGUGUUUUCGCAGGGCCAAGCUAUAAAAAGGUAAUAUGGCCUCAAGCCUUGGCAAGAGUCAUCACGUUAUAAGAUACCCCAUGGAGGGUCCACAGGAAGUCACCGUGGCUGACAUCCCAGCUAAGUUUGAAUUGGUAGCCACCAUCUACCACUGAGAACAUUAGGGAAAACUCCAGCUUUGAUCUUUGUGUCCUGUUAGCUGAGGGUAUAAGUGAGUGUAUAAGUAGUUUAGAACAGAGCAAGCCACCUCUGCAGUGUCCUGCAUGAUCUGCAGGCUGUGGGCAUAAUAACAUGAUUGUUUUAUGCCACUACAUUGAGGGUAAUGUGCUAUGUAGCCAUAGUAACUGGAACCUCCCCAUAACUUGGCUGUCAGAGAAGGCCUCCUGGGGCAGAUUAUAAGUUAGAUUCAGGGCCUGUAGAUGUGAGCCAGGCACACAGGAAUGGGAAGAGGAUUCUGGUUUGGUGGCCUCAUAGCUCUCUAUGACAUGAGUUGUAAUAUUCCCAUCACUAAAAGCAGAAAGAAAAAAUUAUCACUAACCAUGAUAUUCCUAGAGAAUAUUCUGAUAUUCCUAGAGAAUAUUCUGAUAUUCCUAGAGAAUAUUCCAUUUGGUACAUAAGGAUUAUUUGAGCAAUUGUCUCAGUAAAACAUCCAUGGAAUGAGUUUGAUGGUGCCAUUCCUCUCAGGAGUAAAAGAUUCCAGUGUGCCCAGAGCUUCAAAGAGUGGGUUUGUAAUCUUCACUUUCUACUUGUGCACCAGAAGCAUAAGCCCAGUUUUCUGUUAUCCAACCCCUGGCUGGCUCUUCCUGGCACAGUCACCCUGGUGGUGUCCAUGAGGUUUUACCCCUUGGAACCAAAUGCCAGCCUCCUAGCAGGUUUUCACCUGGUCUUCCUGAACACCAGAAGAGUACAGAAGGCACUCUCUAGUCGGGGACUGAAGGCCUCAGGAAGUCUGGCCCUUUCCAAAGUUCCAGUGUCCUGAGGAACCAGGAAGUACAUCAGCCUAUAAAACACUUAGCACACUGUCCUAGCUGACACCAUUGUCCCCCUGUGAGCCUGGCUUACAAUUCUGUCUGUGCUCACAGCUUGCUGCUUUCAGCAGUAGCAUAGCUGUCUUCUGAGGGAAAAUGAGAAGGCUGACAGGGGCAGCUUUUUCCAUCGCUGUUUGGUUUUUAAGUCCUCAUUAAGUCUCAGUAAAGCAUGAAUGCGUUUACUCCUGGGAUCGUAAGUGAGAUUGGGGAUCAAUUGUGACAGCGGGGGGAUCUUUGUAGCAGAAGGGUAUAGGCAGCAGCGGUGGUGCUACACACGCUACUGAAACAUUCCUAAGCCCAGCGCCUGCUGGUGAAUGGGCUGCUUGUCCCAGAAUUCUGUAUUCCUAAGAGUUAGUCAUUCAUGUAUUCACCUACACAGAAGAAAGUGGCAAACGCCUUGUGUGCACCAAGCACUCAUGACAAAUGCCAGGAACUGGGUAAAAAAAAAAACCCUUAACCACCACCGAUGCCCCAGGAUACCAAGUGCAUGCUAAGAUGACAGCCAUUCAGAAUGGCAGCCUCACAAGUCUGCUCAGCAUUGUAAAGGAGAGAAAUACAGAUUUACAACAGAGCUACAUUGGCUGGGAUUUUUGCAGAGACUCUGGAAGUGCAGUCUGGCUGGAAUGGCUAGAAGUGAGACUUCAGGUUGGGACAGUGAACCUGAGAGCAUCUCUGAGGGAACAGCUAUUAUUUAGUAGCCCCCAGAGUCACCAGCUCUGUCCAUUUUCUGAGAGAAGCCGGAAAUCCGUAUUUUAUGUGAAAUUUCUCAAUAUUUAAACACUCUGCAGGCCAAACAAAACACAGCCACUGGUUUUGACCUCUGCUUUAUAAUAGAGAAUGCCUGCCUUUGUUCCUGGAAACUAAUGAAUGCUCAAUUAAGAGAAGGAAUUUGGAGGUUAGUGUAAGAUUGUGUUCUUCAAUGGGCUGCAGACCCCAUCCCAAACCCUUGAGAUACUAAUUGACAGGCUUGCCCAGGCUGACAGCCUGGCUCUGAAGUGGACACACACAAGGAAAUAGGAAAGCUAUUCCAGGUCACUCUGCAAGGUCAGGGCAGCAAUGCAAACACUAGGAAGGCUGAAAACACAGGUCAGGUGGCAGUAAGAAAAGCCCACAGUCCAGAUAGCUGUAGUUAAUAAAUCAUAUUGAAAAGGUAUCAGCAGCCUCUCUCUCCCUGGCAUUGCUCUGUGAGGUAGAAAAUUAAAUAGAAAUCAAACUGCAGAUGGCUGUCAGGAGCUUUUAGGGGACCAGCACACCAGUAUGAGGUCAACAUGGGAUGAAGUUUCUACCUGGAGCAAAGGUCUCCAAAAGGGCAAUGAUACACACUAUUGGGCAUCAGAGGGGGCUGGGUACCACAGUGCUUCCUCCCUCCUGUUUUUGGAGUUCACGUGCCCAUGUUCAGUUCAUCCAAGUACACCUGGGUCAAAGAGCCUUGGUCAAGGAACUUCUUUGGGCCAAAGAAACUUAAUCUCUGAAAUGGAAAUGAUAUUACUUACCCUAAAAGGGAGUUGUGAACUCCGUGUUAGCACGAUAGAGUCUGCCUAACACACAAGGCUUUGAAAGAUAUGCUCUUUACUUUUGGUGUACAUAACAGCACUUGUGUGCAGGGAGAGCCCAGGCUUCUCAGUGGCUCUCUGGAACUUCCUUCAGUGUCACUGAGACACCCAUCUGUGAACACUCGAUUGCAACCAUCACUGCAGAAGUAGUGCUGCAGCGUCUUAGUUCUGCCUGUCAACCCUGAAAGGGAUGUUGACCACAAGAGCCCAGGAUCAUCUCAGCAGUCUCACCAUCACCAUAUGGAGUGACACAUUGGUAGAAAAACUCCAGUAUCCACACCCUGCCCCACUGCUUUCAGCAUGGCCCCAGACCAGACUUCCCUGUGGGCCCACAAGGAAACAAACAUGGAGAAUCCCCAUCCUUCAAGGUGGUACACUUCCUUUGCACUUCACCAGAGUGAUUUUGGUACUGCAACCCUACUAUCAGCUUGCCUUCUCUCUACUGUUACAGAAAGGUCUUCAGAGCUUGUGCCAAAUGUGAAUUUGUGUUUGCUAAGAAAGGUGAGCGUCCUUCACACCCAUUUCUCUGAAGGAUGAGUACCCCUUUGGUAGGUUAUACCCAGGUAUCUUUUCAAUUGUCACACAGAACAGCCUUUUACAGAAUUGUAGAAGACACAUUUUUGUACUCAAGGAAAACCACCAAGACUACAGUUUCUGCUGCUAUAAGAGAAGCUCAGCAGCCCGAGAUAUUUGCAAAACAAAAGGCAAUCUUGUUUCUUCCCACCUGCAAUUAUAGUUUUACUGGCUUGUAAAGUGCACAUAGAAUUUGUGGUACAUUCUUGUCUUGCAGUAGGGGAGCGGUCCUGCUGUGAAUGUAAUUGGCUUUCUAGCUUCCUUUAACACUGAGGUGGAAAGGCCUGAAGGGCCUUUACCCUUAGAGUUUCUCCGUGCCGAAUUGUGUUUAAAUCCCAUACAUCUCCCUGAAUGCAUGGUUCUAUUAAGUCUUAGUUAGAAGUGGAAACAAGACUUGCCUCUGGAUAUAGCCCCUUCCCUGCCAUAUCUUGUCCCUUUGUAAAAGCCAAAUCUCUCCCAUUCCUUCUCUCCCCACCUGUCUCUUUAACUUAACUUACUGGUAGGGAUUAUUUUGAACCCUGUUAACCUCUGUUAAAGAUAUAUGAUAUCUGAGUGUGACAACUUUAUUCAGAGUAUAUCGUUUGGGUCACUUCCUCCCUUUUCCAGCCUCAGUUUUACACAGAAUCUCUUCCCAAGCCAAGGAACACUAGACACAUCUUGGACAGAAACUUUCUUACUUUUACUCCCAGCUCCUGCAUGUGCUAGUGAAAGGUUGAGCUACACAAUCUUUGGAGCUUCUUCUAUCUCCCAGGGACCUGGUUUUAAGCUUCCUGAGAAGUUACUGAAAUAGGGAAGCCACUUCACAUGUGUUUGUCCUCCAGGGCUUUGCAGCCAGGUUGCACAGAACAGCUACAGCAAGGAGCCAAAGGUGCCAGAGCAUGCCCAGGGAAAGGGCAAGACUGCCAUGUGCCAGAAGUCAGCUGUUUUAGCUUUUUGUCAAUAAGUAGCGAUUUUAAGUAUUGUUACAAGUAGAUUCUGAAGGACAGCUUGUAACAAUACAUUCAGUAGAUAAUCUUACAUUCUGUAGCAGGCUCUGAGAAAUGCAUUGUUAAGCAGUCCAUUGUUUUAAACAUCAUAGAGGAUACCUAGACAAACCUGUUUGGUACAGGUCAACCAGGCCUCAUAGCACCACCAAAAGAUGCUGAAGCUGACAGGACACAGCAAACUCUUUUUUUUUUUUCCCUCUUUUUUUCCGGAGCUGGGGACCGAACCCAGGGCCUUGCGCUUGCUAGGCAAGCGCUCUACCACUGAGCUAAAUCCCCAAUCCCGCAAACUCUUAUAGGAAACCCUUUCCCCCUCAAAAGUUUAAAAAAAAAAAAAAAAAGACUGUAUUCUAAUGAUUAAAAACGAUAAGAGUGGGGGUUGGGGAUUUAGCUCAGCUGUAGAGCGCUUGCCUAGCAAGCGCAAGGCCCUGGGUUCAGUCCCCAGCUCCGAAAAAAAAGAAAAGAAAAGAAAAGAAAAAAAAACCGAUAAGAGCAAUAUACAGACCAGUAACAGUUGUUUAUUAUCAAUAUCAACCACAAUGGACUGUCUUCAAUGUAUAUUGCUAUAGUGCCCUAUAUUGCAUAAAUUGGAGAUAUCUGUGUAACUGUGGUGAUACAUUUUGAGAAAUGUACCAUUUUCCUCAAGCAAAUGCAGAGUCCUUGUACAAAUAGAUGGCUAGCUCACAGGAGGUAGAAUCUUAGAGGGCUGCCAUUGUACAUUUCAUGCAUUGGUGACUGAAAUGUUUAAAUGACACAAGACUGCGGCAACUGUAUAUACACCUUAAAAAUAAGUCCUAUUUAUACCCCCUAAUCCUAUGGCAGUUAAACUAAUGUCCAACACUCAAACAUAGGCCAUUAAAAUAAUAUGACUUCUGGUGCAGUUAACUAGUGAAGGAGGAGUGGGUGUUUGCCUCAGGGUUAAAAGCAGAGAGCCAGGGGCCAUUUGCAGCUCUGGUGUAUAAAAGAGAGGCUACUUAGGAACUUGUGAUGCAAGGGACAGUAAAGCAAUGGAGUUAGAUUUUAAGGCUGGAGAAUACAGGAGAGCAAGAAGGGUGUGACCAGAGGUCAAGGGGACAGGGAGAAAGUAGGCAAGGCAGUCAGAGGUAAUAAAACUACUGCUCUUAGUUUCACAUUUCCUGCCUGCUGCCUUCAGAGACAGGUCAAUGUUCAUACAGCAAGAGGCAGGAGCCAGAGAAGCCAGGAUUCUCUGUCUUCUCAUACCAUCCCUGAGUUGCUAAGAUACAGUCCCACCAAAGGCAAGGGGCCUGUUCGUUUAAUUUUCCUUUCAUAGUUGGUCACAAGAGAACAGAAAGAAACAGUCCCCAAACCCCAUGACCCACAAGGACAGUAACAGUUUAUCCUUCACCAAGUCAUGUAAUAUCUCUGGUGCUUAAAAUCUUUGUGUGUAAAACGAGAAGGCUGUACUAAAUUAUUAGAUUAACAACAGCUCCUCUUUAUUAUGUGCUCAACAAAUGCCAUUUACUUUUAUGUUAGAGGAUUGACUUUAGGCCAGUCCUGUUUUGAAUCUACAUGGAUUAUCUCAUUUGAUCCUCAGAAGAGCCCUUUGAGAUAGGUACUAUUAUUAUCCAUGUUUUACCAAUGUAAUGAACUUACUCAAGGCCAUCCUGCUGGCAUGGAGGAGCUAGAAUUCAAACUCACACUCUCCUGCUCUAACAAACACUCUACGUUAUUUUCAGUUUCAAAUGUGAAAUGUUUCAAACGCUUCAAAACAUAAAGAAUGGCUACUGUCAGCUUCAUAAUUAACUCUGGCAGUUGAAAGAGUCCCUGAGUUGUAGAAAUGAGAACCACCACAUUGAACUGUUUCCUUCUAGCACCAAACCUUUUCCUUUGUAGUAGCAAACUGCUACCAAGAUCCUCUUGCUAGAGAAGCAAAGGCCUCCUCCACCAGGCUGGAGUGCCCUUGCCCUUUCCCUGGGUGAGGACAGGAACAAUGGGUCAAGGGAGAUAGAACUAGGCUUACAAACCCUCACUAGCUAAAGAGUGCCAGCCCCUACCCAGUGGUCAAGGAGACUCUGGACACAUUGUGAUCCUAUUGAUCAGGAUCACUUUCCUGCCCCAGGUCCCCUAAAUAGGCCUCAAGCCCCAGGAUUAUUAAUAGGUCAGUUGUAAACAGUACUGUUGUGGUCAGAUAUUCUCAUUCUGUCUGUACCAAGAAAACCCAGCAAUUCUAGAACCAAGCACCUGAGUCACUCACUGAAUACAUUGUAAUUUACAAGGAAAGCAGACUAAUUCUAUGUAUUUAAAAAGCUUCAGUUCUUAUUUUUCAAAAGUUUGGGGUUGUCACAUUUGGUAUUUACAACUUGUGUCAGGGUUUCCACUCCGUACUCCCUGUGUAUACAUUUUUAACUGACUGCUCUUUAAUUCCCUCCCCUUCAGUUGGUGGGAGUCAUUGGCAUAUGUCUGGAGUUCAGCUAGCGCCCCUCCCAGAGAGUGUGGUUAGAAAACCCAGCUCUUCUAGAUUGCCCAAAGGUUCCUUUUGGAGGGACCAAAAGCAAAGUCUCUGAUGCAGCUGACAUUUUUUAGGUGUGUAUACAAUUUACCAAAUUGUUGGCCACUUGGCUCUGAGUUGGUGGUCACAAAAGCAAUUAGCAGCCCUCCCCUUCUGUCCCCAAAAUAUGAAAUGGGAAGUGUGUUACUUGGCAUUGGCCCCGAGUCCUGCUGGCAUAGAGUCAAACAGCAGCACAAUGGUACAUUUGGCCACAAAAGGCUUUGGGAUGGCAAGAGGGGCCAAAAUAGUUGUGGCAUAAGUUGGCUAGAAUCUUAAGCAAAUCUGACUUUAAUUUAACAUAGAGAUAACACCCCCCACCCUCACCCAAUACUGGCUGCUACUUCCUCUGUCUCCGUGGGAUAAGAGAUGCAGCCAGGAGUUAGUUCACAGGGGCAUCUAUAUGUUUUCAAAGUAAGACACACAGUGGUCUUUACAUAGGCUUUCUCAUCUGCCUGGGCAAGAUGGACUAAGGAUAAAAAGACAUAGGGGUAACUGGGGAAAGCUGAAAAUGGAUCUUGAGGUUUGAAUUCCUUCUGUGAGUUUGCUUAAGCCACACUGCCUGAGCUUAGACUGGAGAGGCAGGCAGUCUGUCUCCUUGGGAUAAGGAAGGAUUUGGAACGCAGUGAAUGUGAGGUCUUGGCCCCACUGUGUUUUCUGGUUUGUUUUGUUAGCAGAAGCAAGUUAUUCUAGUUUCUUGCUUCUGGCUUUCCCCUCAGCACACUUUAAGCAAUGAGUCUCCACCCCGUUGAUGGCAAUGGGGUGGAUGGGAUGGGGUAAUGAAAGGGUGGACAGAGACAUUGAUUCAGCUUCCUAGGCUGAAGGAAGCAGGGAGAUUUCAGACCUCAGAGCUAGCUUCUCAGUCCAUCAAGCGUAGUGAGGGAAAGGGGAUCACAGGGCUGAAGUUGAAGCCUCAGAGAAACAACCAUGGCUAGAAGUUGUUAGCUGGGAAAAACCAGCUUUUGUCACUUGGAAAUAGCAGGAGAGAAGCUAUAUAGAAAGAAAACCAGUGCAGUCACCAACUAAAACUAAUUAGGAUACAUAAAAUGGUUGAAAUGGUACAUAUAUUUUACGUUACAUAUAUUUACCAUUCAGUAAGGAAAAGAACGCCUUCCCUUUAAAAAAAACCAAGCAUCUGCAAGCCCCUCAGGUAAGCGCUAACACUCCUUGACUGUGGGUUCUGGUUUAUAACCUUGAAUAUUUACUAAGUGCUUGUCACUAUGAUGAAGCAAGUUCAAAACAAGACACACAUUCUAGGUGAGCAAGCACUGAGAGAGCCCCCUGAGUCACAAGAAGAUGUGCUUAGGAAGGCACACCAGCCCCACAGACCCAGCAGGGUCUGUGGUUCACAGGGCAAAAGUGUAGAGAGUACAACUUGGUUGGUUUUUUGUGUGUAUGGGCAGAGGUAGGGUCUCACGUGUAGCCCUGGAUGUCCUGGAACUCACUAUGUAGACCAGGCUGGUCUAGAACUCAGAUAUCCACCUGGCUCUACCUCUCAAGUGCCAAGAUUUGGUGGUUCUUGACAAAGCUCCUGUUAGGGCUUCCCAGAAAAUGUCAUCUAAGUUACUCAGUUCUUUUAAAGCAAUCUCUAAGUGAAAGAGUCAGCCGAGAAUUCAAGUCUUUCUCUUGUCAUUCCUGGUUAUGCUACUGUGAAUAAUGCUUGGGCAGAAGGAAAUGCCCAAAAAAUACAGAGUAGAAUGAGUCACCUCCAGGAAGAAGGCAGAGAUGGAAAUGAACUCAGAGGGGCCAUUCGUUCCUUCCAGCUAUGCUAUUGUGUAUUUGUGAGUGGAACACUGUAAUUAAUUGCUGUUUUCUCUUUAGUACUACUUGGUCUUGAGUUCAAGUAAAUAGUUGGCUUUCAAGUAAAUCUUUAAAUAACCCUGGUGUGUGGGCUUGCUUCAGCAAGACUGCGGAGGGGCACUUUAGCAAGGUUGCUGAGGCCGUAGCGUCUGAAGUCGGGCAGCGUGAGAAUGUCAGCUGUGCCCCUCAGACAACCUCUAAGCCUAAGUAUGUUACUUAAACUUGCUACAGCUCAGUUUCCUUCCUGUAAAUCCUACCUCACUAGGGUGUGAGUUUAAGUGAGGUGCCCAUGUGUGUGGUGCUGAGUGGAAUGUUUAGCAAUACAGAGACUGCCCUUAGUGCUGUUAGUGGAAGUCCUCUCCGAUGUGAAAAAUGACCUCUUGGCCAGUAGCACUGUAAUGUUCCUUUAUCGUGGCCCAUCUGACCAGUUUCUUUCUUUGCUUAUGUUUCUUGUUCUGACCCCCAGUUAAGCUGUCCGUGAACAGCAAGAACAUGCUAAUGGUCACUAGAGAUUGUCUGAAGCGUUACACAGGAGAUAUCUAGGUACAUGGUUUUAUCUUCACUCUAUACCUCUUUUCCAGCACAACUCCAGUCUUUUCUAGUUCACUACACCCCACCCUACUCCCAUAUUUCUGUCCCUGACAUGGACAACAAUUUACCCCACAUGGCUGAUAAGGAAAGUAAGUAUUGAAUUUUAUUGCUAUGUUAGUAAAUAGUUAAAUGUCAUAAAAAUGCUUUCAGAUGGCCCAACAGAAACCAUUGGUACUACCACAGGGGAGGCUGAGUGAAAGCAACAGUUGGUCUCCUUGGUACACUUUUCCUAAAGAACACUAGUAUGAAGCAGAGUGUGAUGGCCCAAUAGAAAAUAAGCAAAGCAGAACUACAAACCAACAGUGUGAGCUAGACAUGGUAGCAUACGCCUGUCACCUCAGGACUCAGGAAGCUCAGGCAGGCGUUUGGAGAGGUCCUGGGAGAUCUCUCCCAGGAAAAAGUUCUAGAGCAGCUUGGCUUAUAAAUUAAGACUUCACCUCAAGAAACCAAGGGCCAUGGGCCACAUAGCUCAAUGGUCAAGUUCCUGUCUAUGACUGCCUAGCAUGCUUGAUCCUGGGUUUGAUCCCUAGCACCAGAAAAAGAAAAAUGAUAUUCAGUGAGGUGACAUUGCUAACAGCAUUGUGCCCUUAAUGAAGGAUUUUUCUGUUCUCAAAACUCAGUGUAUUCUUAGUGAUAAGUUUUUCUAUAUGUUGGUGUAUACAAAUAUGGAUAUGCAAAUUAUAGUUUUUAUUAUCAUGUAUUUAAAUAAAUGAUCUUUCCAAAAUUUGGAAAUUCUUGGUAACUCCAUUUUUUAUUUUAUUUACUUCAGAUACAUUCUUACUUGAUUGUAACUAUAUAUUUUAUAGGAUGCCCUAUGAUGUGUUCUCCUGAAAUCACCUUAUAUAAGAAUUGAGAUCACUAUACCAAACUGCAGUUCUUGUUUGUUUGAGAAAAGAUUGCUGUCUAACUCACUGGUGUCAGUUGUCCUGCAAAGACGAAAAAGUAAUGGCCUGGGAUGGGUAAAGGUGGGGGUGGAGAGAGGAAGGCAAGAAGGCAGCUUGGCCCCAAAUGGCUUUGGAACCCAAGAGAAGGGAGAACUGACUGCCCCAGACGUGUUAUUUUUCCUGUGGCUUCCACCCCCACCUCUUCCAGUCUGAGCUAUGAGUACAGUUGAAUUUUUCACCACAGAACUUGGCUAUGCUUCCUAAGGGACUCCCCCCCCCAUCUUUCCAUAAAUUAUAGGUUUGUACAUGAGAGCAGAACAGAUGAUUCUCAUUAUCUUUUGGGUUGGGUUCAUGUGUGUAUGUGUGUGUUUGAGAAACCUCCUGCUGUCCACUCUUAAAUGUAUAUAGAAACUCAAAGCUGGAAAAUUUUUGUUAACAGGAGAGCCUGAUGACCAAUGAAUUAGACUUUCCUUCUCAACAGGAUGAUUUUAACUUGACUUAUGUCAACUUCAGGAAACUGGAAGCCAGGCUCUAUUUACUCACAGCCCUGAUGUUAGAUACAGUACCUGACAGACACCCUGUGUUGAAGCCUCUUUAUGUGUAUCUGCUGAUUUGUCAUUUGACAUUUCAAAAAUACAUUUUACUUCCAUAAAUAACCAAUUCAGAUCACUGAAAUAAUGGGACAAGUCUAAAGUGUUAACUAACCCCAGGAUAUAGAAACCACUUAUAAGUAGUUAUAUAACUUAUAAGGCUAGAGCCACUGUAUAGUAGUUACUCUUUUUGCUGCCAUGAUAAAACACCAUGACCAAAAGUGACUUAUAGAAAAGAGGAUUUUAUUUUAGCUUACAGAUCCAUAGAGGGUCCAUACUGGUGAAGCAUGGCAAGUAGGCACAGGGAACUGAGAGAUCACAUCUUUAGUCACACAUAGGAAGCAGAGAGAGAGUGAACUAGAAGUGAAGCGAAGCUGUAAGCUCAGUCCUUUCUAAGUCACAUGCUUCUUCCGACAAGAUUUCACCUCCCUAAGAUUCCAAACAGUACCACCAAAUAGACACCAAGUGUCCAGAUAUGAAAGCCUAUAAGUGUAUUUCUCAUUCAAAGAGCCACACACUGCUAAUGGUUAAGCAUAGAGAACUCCUAUGUGGGCACUCCUUUUGCUUAGGUACCCAGUCUAGGUGCAACAUAAUGUCAGGUCAGGGAAAAGAAUGAACUGUGAUACACUGGGACUUAUUCCCUGUUGGAAUCCUAAAAUAUUCAGGUUAAGAUUCUUGAAGAAAAAGGUCCUCAGGGAACAGCACAAAGAAAAUGAGAAAAUGUGGCCUACACAGGAGCAGAAUAUAUUUUACUUCAGGAUCUGAUCACUUUGUCAUUCACAGGCAUAAUGGAAUUAGAGUGAGGGAAAUACUUGAAAAAGUACUCAUGACAGAAUAUGAGGAAGAAGAAAAGCAAAAAAGGGCAGGUAACAUAUUUAAAGAAGCAGAGUUAAUAUUGUGUAUUCAUUUCGAAAGAAAAGUUGAGGGAUUUGCAGAAAGAGCAAGCAAGGAUGGACACAUCGUCUAUUCCCAGAAGAGACAUAACAUUCUGGACUGUAGAAGCAGACUUCAAAAUGGAGGGAGAGCUGAAGUGAACGAGAGGCUGGAAGAAGAGUUAGCCAUGAGCAGAGAAAGGGCAGAUACUGUGGGAAGCAUGCUAGAGAGAUGGGAAACUGGCUGAGGAACACAGUCUUAUAAUCUAGGACCUUCUGAAUGAGACUGCCAUCAAGGUACCCCCAAAACUGGCCUAGAAAGUGCUAUAAAUUCCCAACUACAACCUUGUCUUGGAGUCUAAUGAGUCACAUAUGUAUUUGUCUGCUGUCUCCUGCCCUAACCUUGACCAAGUCCUACUGAAUUAAUACCCUCUCUUUCUACUGGACUGCCUUGGCAACUCUUUUGUUCUUGCUGUACUAAAAAUAGUUCCAGGGACAAAAGGGAUGAGAUACAUGAAAGGCAACAGCUUAGGAUAUGUUAAUAUAAGUCUUUCUUGUUCAGGACCAACUAAUCCAUCUUCGGAGCCCCUAGAACUCAUGCUUUUUGAUGUUGGCAUUUUAUUCAAUGAUUUAUUGAUGGCUGACCCUUUUACUGUAUUUCAUAAUUUGAAUUCAAAUUUAACACAUGUAGUCACUCUGAGGAUUAAAUCCUAUGUUAUUUCUGUUGUUUACUCUAAAUAGACAGGAUAUUGAUUGCAUAAUUAAAAAGUUAAUGUUCUUAGCCUUGUUUACCUAAGAGUGACUUAAAGCUAAGAUUCUGAUGUGUGGUAUGAUGUCUUUUUGUGUGUCAAACUAUAUAAUGUUUGUCAGGUACAUGAGGCAUGGCAGGAACUUAAACACAAAAUGCAUAUAGUAAGUCACUUUAAAUAUAUGUGUAAUGUGUUGUUCUGUUUUAAUUUGAGCAAAAUGCUUCUUGUCAUUCUAGAGUGAUAUGCUUUUUCUAAAAAUGUUCUCUUCGUGCCUGACAGAGUCUAGCAUAACCUUGACUUAGUGUUUCCAAAAUGUGGGAUAAUAAGAAUAAUUUGAUUUGUGCCAAUGACCAUUGGAAGAGUCCAUUGGAUUCUAUUGUUACUCUUGUUCUAGAGAUGAAAACCUUGCCAGGGAGGCUUGCUCUAGAUCACCAGUCAGUACAUUCAAAGUUCAGGAUUUAGGUUCAGGAAGGCUGUCGCCAACAGCACUCUUGGCUUCUAAGUGAGCAGGGGGCGCCUCUGGUUCCACAGACUGUUGGCCACAGUGACAUGAGUUAUUACAGUCAUUUUAUGUAUGGAUUAAAAUACUUUAUGGGAAAAGAAGGUGUCCUUUCAUUCCUCUCUAUUCUUCAGGUUAAGUUGGGUUUCAUUCUGGUCCUGCUAGGAUUUGAAUCUUUGAUAGUUAAUGUCUCCUUUUCAACAGAGUUGAUGUUAGCAGUGAGGCCAGCAAAUAGAGAGGUGCUCAGGCGCUCGCAGGGUCAGCUUGACUUCAUGGCUUUUGACUUAAGAUAUUCACAGAAUACUUUAUUUUAAAUAAAUGUAUUUAGAGUGCCCAAAUUGUUUAAUUUAAACAAAGUUUUGAAUAAACCACAUACAUGGAAUGCAGCUGUGACACGGUGACCAUUUAUUUUCAUAUGAUUGAAGUUUUAGAAACACUGUCAUUAUCAGGCAUUUUGAAACUCACUCUAGUAUAAUGACUUUAGCUUUCAAUGGCUUUUAACCUGUAAGUUACUUUCUUUCUUUCCCUCUGUUGGAAUCCCGUGUGCUUCUAUCAAAGAAGUUCCCGCAGGCUGGAGAGAUAGCUCAGUUGAUAAAGGGCAUUGCAAGCCCGGGAACCUAGGAUCAGUCCCUGAACCCACCAGGCAUGGUAGAACCCCUGUUCUAGGGAACAGAAACAGAAGGAUUCUGCUGUGUCCUGCCCAGGCAAUGUAGCUGAAUCAGUAAGCCCUAGGUACUGGUAUGAAAUCUUAUCUCAGAAAAGAAGAUUGGUGGCUCCCGAGGAGUGACACCCAGGAUUGUCCUCUGAUCACACACAAGUGCAAACACAUUUAUGCUCACCUGCACAUGUGCAUCUGCACAUACACACAUGUACAUACAAAGACUCCCAAUGUUCCUCUGUGGACUUGGUGUUUUCACCAGAUCUUAAUAAUGUCACACCCAUAAAGAGGUCAGUUUUAAACACUUCUUUUUCAUGAACUAACUCCAUUCCUACAUUCUUUGUAAAAUGACAGUGAUAACAGAUGAUAGAUUUUAGUGCGUUGUUAGAAUCUUUUAUGUGGCAAAAUAAACACUUGAAAAUUAUUUUUUUAAGGGAAGCCAAUCUCGAAAACACAGACUCUGAGGGUCUUUCCUGUCACUCUGUAUUUACAGUAGAGUCCUUCUCGGUUGCCUAGCAGGCUUAAGUACCUCAGGAACAGUGAUGUGGGUUUAUGCCAAGCUUUACUUCUAAAGCACAGUCAGGCAUCUUCUUCAGGGAUGUUAUUAAAAAGGCCUCUGCUUGCGACACUCUUGUGUCUGUCCCCUAUGUUUAUAGUUUUGCUUUCCAAAAUAGCUAUUCUGUCCUUCAGUAUCCAUGAGUGAUUACCUCCUACUAUUUCAGAUAGGUAUCAGCUACCUCAUUUUAGAGCUGUUCCCUUGGCUUAUAGUUUGUUCAGUACCUAUCUUACACAGGCCUACCACCAAAACUCUCAGUCCUCACUACAUUGAUGAAUGUCUACAAAGUGUACUGUUAGACACUUACUCUCAAAUGGCUUGGUUCUCAUCUUCCCUUAAUGUAGGAGAUAGCUCUGGCAACCUGAAUUUGUUGGCUUUUUUAUCUCCAGAGUCUUUGGUGAUAAUUUAGUUUUCCAGUGCUCUUGCUAGACCACCAUCCAAUCCAGCUCUUAUGGCUGGGUCGAAAUGAAAAAUCCACCAUUAGCCUCUGAUAUUGCAGUGUUCAGUCUUAUACAGUCAGAAUAGACUUAAGGUCAGAGGCAAAAGCUCUCUGGAGUUCUUUCCAUUCUGACUUGGGCCAGCCAUGGCUUUGGAAAACAGUUACAAAACAAGACUUGGACUCCACAUUCCUGUCUCAGUCACUUUCCCAGGGGAAGACGACGACAUGACCUUCUGCCUGGCACAAGGUGUGUACCAAAGCCUGUGAUGGUGAAGUCACAGAUGUGAACGCUCUCAAGUUGAGAAUGUAUACAUCAUUGCGAGUAAGCGUGCCAAGCUGGUGUAACAGGUACCAAGACAUGGAUAUGGGUCUGCCUUUUAGUCUUAAAAAAAAUCUAUCAGUGGAAAAUAAUUUUUGUUAUUUGAUUACAGCUGUAUAGUUAGCCAACUCCUACUGCGAUGGCCCAGGCCUUCUAUAAUAUUUUAGAGAAAUAAGAAAAGAAAAGAAAACAAGAGUGCAUUUCUGACUGUUUGAGAGCCAGGCUUCUGUCACUAAGCAAUGAAGUAGCUCAAAUAGCCUUGCAUAAGUGGGAAUUUGUGGUUUCUAAAGCCGCCCAUUCCCCCAAACGACGAAAAUAUGCUGUUGGCAUUUGGCUGUUCCUAUGUUUUGCUCUCCUUAAGUUUCUUUUUAAAGGGGUUUGAGUUUAAAGGCACAACCACUGAAAAAUGCAAUUUAAUCAGAGAACUGUGAAAGGCUAAGCCCAGAGUUAACCCCAGGAUGCUCUGGGCUGUUUUGUUAAACCAAAGCUUGGAAUAAACCUUGGUCCCAGGGUAUGCUAGCAAGCUAGAAGGAAGUGGAGAGUUAGGCCAGGGACACAGGGGAUGGGCCAGCUUGGCUGUGAGUGCCACUUACUUAAGCCCUUCCCACUGGGAGGCCAAGCAGCUGAUUUACACUGGGAAGAACAAGAGAAAGGCAAGGGGAGUCAGUAACAGGAUAGGAGGGUGACUAGGUGGGAGUACUGUCACCCACACUGCUGUGCAUCCCCAGAGAGAACUCCAAAGGCCUCCCUAGUCCCAGUUCACUCUAUGAACAGCCUUGGGUUUACCUGACCAGAAAGAUAUGUGAUGGCAGGAGUUUGGAAUUGUGAUUGAUCGCUAGAGAUCAAUCUUUUAGGGAGCUUAGCAGAGAGGUUCACAGCCCAGCCAUUUCUAGACCUGAAAUGGAAUGCUAAUAUGAUAAUGAUGACGAGGACAUAGGAAAUCAUCUGCCUGGCAGGACAGCUACCCCUAUACUUGAGAGUUUUUGGCCCAGCACCAUAGUCAACAAAUAGAUAUACAUACCAACUGCUUCUUUUCUGUGUGCAUAGAGACCAUGGCUCAUUCUCCAAAGUAUAUCAGUGUUUACUCUGUUUUUUUUAAUUUAAUUAAAUAAUCCUCAGAAAUGCUGGUUAUUUGGAAUGCUUAUAUAAGAUUCCAUUGCUACAGUUGACUUAAUUUUCUCUCUGCCUUUUUUUACUGGCUAUUAAAGGUUUUCAGUUUUUUCUUAUUAUAAAGAAUAUACUCUGAUAUAUAUAUAUAUAUAUAUAUAUAUAAUUGUGCAAGAACAUUUAUUUUUUAAUAAUAAGAUAAAAUUAGAUUAAUUACUGAAGAAAUGUGAACUUUUCCAAGUACCCGGAAUAUAGUUAUAAGCCCUUUGUGUCACUAGAGCAUUAACUAAUGUCAUUUUUAAAAACAUAAAUCCAGUCAUUUCAUGGGGAGAAUGGUGUCUCGUUGUUUGGCCUUGCAUGCUUAUUUUCUGUUACAUAUAAAGCUAAUUUUUAUAUGUUUAUUACCAUAUAUAUAUUUUUAAAAACCUGAUAGCUUGUGCCUAGUAGGAGCAGGCUGUAUAUUUUCAGUUAGCUUAUAUAUUAACAUGACCACAUAUAUGGUAUUUUCCCUGUUUUUGUCAUUUGCCAUUAGAUCCUACCUUCCCCUUAGUUUUUGGAGACAGGGGUUUCUCUGUGUGUAGCCCUGACUGUCCUAGCACGUACUUGUAGACCAAGCUGGCCUCGAAUUCGUAGAGAUCCACCUGCCUCUGACUCCUGACUCCUGCUGGGAUUAAAGGCCUUUACCAUCACUGCCCAACUGCCCAUUUUUCUUUUUAUGACAAGUCAGUUUAAAUCAGGACUGUCCAGCAAGAACAUUGUUAGCCAUUCAUGAUCUGAAUUUGUUGUAUGAAUUAAAUUAUGAUAUACACUAAAAGCCAUGAGACAUUUGUUGUAUAAUAAAUAAGUGGAAUUACUCAUUGGUAGCCUUUUUAAAAUAAGCUAUUAUUAGGUCCGCCCUUUCUCCCUUCUUAAUUCCAGCGAAGAUCAUUUUUGUUCCAGGGAUGUACUUUCUGGGAUUCUAUUCCAUCAGGGCAUCCUCUCCCCAGGUGAUGCCUUUGCUCUUGUUGGCAUCUGGGUAAGAGAAUGCAGCAGCCUGUCCUGUCUUCUCCCAGACCCUGGAGGUAUGGUGCAGUCUCAUGCUUGCCUCCCUUCCACAGUAUGGCCCUGGGCCCUUAGAUUUUUUAAUGUGAUAGUUUUAGCUAAACAAGCGUUUUACCCUUUACAUGUUCAGAUCUGUAUAUUUUUCUCCUUUUAUAAUUUCUUCUAUGGCCUUCAGCCUGUAGAAUCCUUCCCCUUUCUCAGAGAAACAUCCACCUCCAUUUUCUUGCCCUUAGGUAGUUCAUCAGAGCCAAACGUGAGCUCAGGGCUGUGUGCUGGCUGGUGUGUGCAGGACUCAGCGCCACCUCCAGACUGCAGUUUCUCAGAAUGUGUUUCGUAUGUUUAGUAAUUUAGUGCAUGUUUGGAAAUCAUCUUAAUUAUUGAUAUGAAAUAAGGCUACAUCUUCCCCUUUUUCCCCAAUGGGUAAAUUACUUCUGUCUUGUUUUCAAUAACCCAUCUUUCCUGUGGUGACUUGAUAAAUGUACCAUGCUCCUUUGAGUAUUUGAGCAGUCACUCGUGUUCCUUAAUAACAAUUUCGAUGCCAGCAUCAAUCAUUUACACCUUACAUGUUGCAUUCCUGUAGCACAUGUCUGUCCUCAUCUGUCUUCACAAUGGCUGUACUUAUGCCUUUAACGUACCUUCCGCUCUUUGAUAAACUCUGGUGAUCACUGCAUCAACCCAGUUUUAAAUUAUUUUUAAGGAUUGCACUUUAUGUUGAAUUUUUUUAACAUUUUAAGCAGUUAAAAUUAUUUAUGUGGGACUUGAGAAAGCACAUAUAUAGUUUACUUAGAUGACUAUUAAGUUAAAGAAUUAAUUUUGUAGUCUUCAGUAAGACUGAGUGGAAACAACCAAAUGCUCCAGAACAUCCCAGGCAGCGCUUACAGAGUGGGGCACAGUCUGCAGAGCUGAGGCUUAAAGGCUGCACACUCACGUACCCAACUUCGUCUCUACGAGGAGCUGAACAUGCCCCACAUGUUAAAUGUUUGUGUGCUUUUUACACUACAUAAUCACCAAGAAUGCCAACCAUCCCAGUGCUAGAAUGUUUUUCCAGAUCAAUUCAGAAGUUGCCUGUGCUGGCCUUUCUGGCUACCCACAAAAUUUACCCAAUGUUGUCUUGCUAUGCAGAGAGCUGACAAGCACAUCUCCCAGGAGUCAUGAAGCAUAUAUCCCCUGGAAGUCCUCCUGAGCUGCUUGUGGUGCUCCCCUGGCAGCAGCUUCUCCAUCUUCCUCCUAUUCAGACCCUUAAACCAGAAUGCCCACUGUUCAGUGACUUCCCAUUGGUUUGGAUAGGACUGUAAUUCAAAUGUUUGGAUCCGAAGCCUGCCCUAGGAAUGUUUUUGCAACGUUCAGUUUUAGGUUUUAAUGCAAAGGCUAAAUGUGCUUAGACAAGCCUAAAAUUGAAGUGAUGCAGAAGCCAUUUCUCCUCCCAUGACAUGUCAUCCUUUAGAACUGUGGAAGGCAUCAGAGCUAAAGGAGACAUACUGGGGGCCAAAGUCAAGUAUGCUCCAGAUAUAAGGUGACACUUGAGCCAAGCGUGAGGGUCUGUGUCUUAAGGGAAUUGUGGUUGAAAUGGAAAAAACAAAAACAAAAACAAAAACAAAAAACAAGCAUUGAGGUCAGACGGGCCUGAAGAGAACUGCAGCUUGACGCAAGCUGAAGGUCCCUGAUCACUCCAGUCAGUUCACUUGUAUGUAAAACACAAUAAUACUGAUUUGGAAAAGUUGCAGUAAGAAUGAGAAAUAAAUAUAGAAAGCGUCCAGAAGCUAUAUUCGAUAAUAGCAGUGAAUGGUAGUUUUGAGGAUUGGACUUGACUAGGGAAUAAGAAGCAGGCAGGAGAGAGCAGAAAAUGGGCAUGGUGAGAGAACACUGUACACAAGUGUGGGCAAAUAGCCGUGCUCAGCUUAAAAGCAAGCUAAGGAGGAUAACCCUCAUCCUGCAGGGACUGAAGAAACUUCAGGGACAGAUGCCAGCUUUAGAAAGACACAAGGCUUAGGGAGGGCUUAAGCUCUGAGAUUCAAGCUUUUUACACUUCCAAGUUGGGUAAGCUAUUAAUGGUCCCCAUUGACCUGCCAGUGUUUUAGGUGUCUCACAUGCGUUAUCUGAAGAGGGAAAUGAGUUCAAAUGAGGCAGUGACUAUCGGAACUAACAGUUGGAUACUGUGUGAGGGUGAUGGUGAGAGAGUGCUGCUAAUGCUAUCGUUAUUUGUAUCAUCUGGUCCAGUCUGGGGUUUGUUAAGAUCAGAGAGGUUAGAGUGAUGACUGGAAUGAAGGCUGAGCAAACAAGUAGGAAAGUUCUACCUGCGUGGUUUAAGACUCCCUUACGAUUUCUACAUUUGCACUGGGAGGAGUUUGUCUAGUGUUUAUAAGACCCCAGGAUCCUUCCCAGCACUGUCAUAUGUAAUAUACUCUGAUACGCACGCACGCACGCACGCACGCACGCACGCACACAGAGGUUUUAAAUAGAGAGAACUCUGAACUCCUUCCCCUAGUUUAUCUUAACUGGUGUGCACCUGCUUGAAAUUUCACUUGCGCUCUCGUCGCUAUGGAGAGUGCACUAUGGAAAACCAAGUGGUAUCCCUUUUCACUUAUGCAUGCUUACGGAGGCAAGGGCUAAAACCUCCUCAUCAGAUUCUCCUGGUCUGUAUUUCUCCCUCAUUAGAACUGCUAGCCCUUCUUCUGGCCUGAGGUGACAAGGUACUUAAGGGGUGUAUGAUCCAGAGGACAUUAGGAGUUACCCCUGAUGGCACAGUCUACCCUGGACCUGCUAGGAGAUUGCCUGGGUCCUGGUUUCCUUUUCUAGGACUCUUUCCCCUUGAGAGUUUACUGAAGCUCUGAACAUGGCUCACUUGGGCAUGGCAUUCAACAUGCCUUUCUCUUUGAACCUAAUCUUAUCUUUAAUUGUCCUCCUGUUGUAAAACCCUAGUUUCCAUUUCUUUCUGGAGGCCAAGGCUAGGGUGGGUCACUUGUUACGCUGACUUUUUCUUGGAUUGACAUUGAAGUAGGAGUAAAAUCAUUGAAUUGGAAAAAUACUUCCUCUGUGCAGUUGCCCCAGGAGUGGGAAGUGAAGACCUCAGAGUACAAGGAGAACUUAGUUUGAAAUCUAACAAUACUGUCUCUCUGCCUUUUAAAGCUGAUCAUUAUUAUAAAUAAACAACAAAACCAAUAAAACCACCAUGCAAAACUGCUGCAGUUUACCUAGCCAACCAUGUUAGCAAAGCUACAAAGGUACAGGCAGAGGAUGAAGCCAGGGAGAGCCAGGGAGAGCCAGGGAGAGCCAGGGAGAGGAGGUCUGCUUUAACAGGGCUGCAAGGGAAAACCUCAGCCACCACCAGCUAGAUCAUAGCUGGAAGAGAAUAUCAAAAAUGUUCCAGUGAAUUCUUAGAAAACACAGUAUUCAUCCUCACUGAUUGCCUACUAACUCCCAGUCUAGUAUUGAAAGAGAUAAGAUUAAAUGUGCAGAAUUAAGUGAUAAUUAUAUAAACAAAACCGACCUUGAAUUGCCUGGCAUUAGAUAUGGUUGUUGGCUCUGCACCUAUCGUAUAAAUUAUUCGAGUUGAGUGGGCAGUGUUACCUUCCAAGCCUGAAGAACUGAAGCAGGGAACAUUCUGAGGAGGCUGCCAGGUCUCCCUGGAUACGAGCAUCAAGUCUGCUGUGGGCAAGACAGGUUCACUGAUAGGAGCUUGUUAAAUGUUGUUAGGAGCAAAUAUAAGCAUAGGCUAUACAGAACCAAAACAGAGGCAAGUUUUCCAUAUUUUAAUACAAAUAUACAUAUCCAAAUUGCAUAUAUUACUGAACUAGACUCUGAACCACAGCAUUAUGUUUUAAAAUCCAGCUUUUCUUACAGCCCAUCCUCCCUGAGCAGCUUUUGUUAACUAUCGGCAAUUUGUGUCUUUCUGGGCAAUUCUAUACUUCCUACCAAGGCUGGUUUUUAAAAGUGGAAUCACAGUGUGCUAUCUUCUGAGGCUUCUGUCUUCCUCUCAGCAGCCUAGCAGUGGGCACUGAGCAUCUGCGGCGUUUGGGCACAUGUGCACGUCCAGUACUAGUAAAGGUUUGUCUCGUUCUCCCCAAUUGGCUGCAUGCUAUGUCAGAUCAGCUAGGUAACUUAAUCUGUGUGCACUUGUUGUCACUGCUGUAAGGAUACUUGCUGGUAUGAGCACUCUACACUUUCUAGAACACUAUGAUAACUUCAGUUUCAUUUUUUCAUUGUGAGGUAGAACAUCUUUUUAUGUCGUCACUGUUACCUAUUAAACUUAUAUUUAAUUAAAUUAUUGGUCCUUUUCUUGUCAAUUUAGAAAAACCUUUGUAUAAUGUGGAAAUUGGCUUGUUUCAUGUAAAUAAAUAUUUUCUUGGGUUUUGUCAUUUAAUUUUAUAAAUGAUAUAUUAGUUUUUUAUUUCAUAUAUUAAGAUUCUUCACUUUUGUAGCUUUUCAAAGUAAAAAGUACUUAUUCUACAUGAAUAUUUCCUUGAAUACAUUUUUAAAUUUUUACAAUACUUUUAUGGCUUUCUUUUUGUAUUUAAAGCUUCAGUUUAUUGGGAAUUACAAUUUUAUAAGUCUAGUAAUUCAGCUUUGUUUUUGCCAUUGAUCACUACCCAGGUGCGACAGCAUCAUGUGUUGGUUAAUUUACCUGUCCCCACUUUAUUGUGCACUGAAUUUAUUGUGCACAGAUAUCUGUGUCCCUAUCCUGGGUCUUGAGAGGCCUGGGUACAGACACCAUCAACAAGCCAGGCACUUCUGGAGAAACAGAAUGUAUGGGAAUCCUCAAUGUGGUGAGUGGUGUUUACAGCCUGUUGUCACCUUAGACUGAGACUUAAAAACCACCAACAGCCUCAGACAACGGCAUGGACAUAGAGAGAGCAUCAGUCCAGUUUAUGUUUGGGGCUUGUCUUUCUUCAUCAGUGACCUAGAGAUUUAUUAGAUCACAGCCUUCUAGCCAGGAACUCACUUUAAUUUCUCAUUUAAUCCGGGCAUUGCGGGUCCCAUAAAAGCAGCUAAGUAAUAAUAAUGUUAAGUGCUUACACUGUGCUUUCCAUCCCCAAAGUGCUAUCUAAACACUGACUAAUUAAAUGCCUUGAUGAAAGGAGCUGCGGAGGAGACCCCGUAUCUGGUUGCACACCUGUGAGGGGCCGGUCCUGAAAGGGCCUGCUUCUCUCUGAAUGGCACUCAGUGAGCAGGAGAAUAAAAAAGCUGCUGACAUUAUUUCACUUCUGUUGAAAAUUUCCUAGGGUAUCUUCUAAUUAGCCCUGUUAAACUCACCUUUUAUCUGUCUCCCCAGAUAUUCCCUUUCUACAUUCCUGGGGCUAUUCAACUGGUCCCUUUUGAUGUUUCCCCCCAUGGUUAAUCACAAAAUCAUAGACUCUUCAAAUGAAGGGGGGAUCCUUGUUGAUCACUUAGUUUUGAAUGAUUUAGCACAAUUACUCUGUUUUGUACAAGAGGAAACUGAGGCAUGGAAAAGAACAUACCCUAAGAAAAGUCUUUCAGAUCUAUGGGGACAUCCCUGGGAACAGAAACCAAGAUUGCUAAGUCCCAUUUUGAGUCCGAGCCUCUUUCUCCUUUCUCUCUGUGAAAUGUCUGUGUUACAUUUCUGGUUUCUUGACAUUUCGGCUCAGUCUCUGCUCACCCUCCCCGCCCUGUCACUUCUUUUCUUUCCACAUCUGUCUCUCCUGACUCUUUCAGCUCUUCUUUAUGUGAUCAGGUAAAGUUGAUGCUGUCUUUCUUCUCUCUCCCUUUCAGUAGAGAAUCUUAAAAGCUUCUUAUUGUCCCCGACUCUUAGUCCGUUCUGGAAACUCCAGUGUCCAGUUUCCCUAUAUUAGUUGUGUUUUCCCUAUACUAGUUGUGUGGGAUUAUCUUUAUAUUGAAAAUCCUCAAAAAUAUGUGACUUUUUAAGAGAAUUUUUUGUGGGGUUGGGGAUUUAGCUCAGUGGUAGAGCACUUGCCUAACAAGCACAAGGCCCUGGGUUCGGUCCCCAGCUCUGAAAAAAAAAGAAAGAGAGAGAGAGAGAGAGAGAGAAUUUUUGUGUUGUUGUUCCCUUAGCCAAAGGUAGAUCACGUACAGAUCAAAACUAUUAGUGCAGCCUAGCAGGCGUGGUGGUAUAGGUUUAAUCCCAGUGGAGGCAGGUGGAUUUCCUUGAGCUCAAAGCCAGCCUAGUUUAUAUAGUGAGUUCCAGGCCAGUGAACUAGAUAUAAUAAUAACAACAACUACAACAAUGCAUGAAUGAAUGAAUGAAUGAAUGAAUGCAUGCAUGAAAGCCUGGGCCUCCUGGGUUACAUUUCCUGCUUUUACACGGAAGGCAAAUAGGUACAUAGUGACCUCAGAGUGCCUGCCUAGUCAGAACCUGGCCUGGCCUCUGACCACUUCCUAGUUUGAAGCACACUUAAGAGAGGAAGCCAGAACUGACACUGGGAAGCUGGUGGUUGCUUCCUUUCUUUGGGUCAUAAUUUUUCAUUUAUUAAAUAAAUAAGGUGAAUUUAACUAUUUGGAUCUCUUCUCACUAUUUAAUAAGGCAAUAAUGCUGGACCAAAGUGACUAGUAGGAAAUUAAAUCAGAUUUACCUCAGUAACUCACUAGAGAGUAGAUUCUGCUGGUCAUCCUUGAGGAUUUCCUGGAACUGUCCCAGUUUUAAAUAUUUAUAGCUAUUUUCCGUACAUAUAAUAUGGAGACUACUUAGCCUUCUAGGCUUCGGUAUUGGAGCUCAUAGCUGUCCUUAUUCUGCAAGAGCUUCAUUCAUUCUCAGAGUGCAUGGCUUGACUGCCCUGGACACAGUACAUAAAACUGUGAAAUAGGCCCUGUCCCGUUACUAGUAUUUUUUCAUCUGGGGUUUGUCUUGACCAUUCUAAACAAUGGGAGAAAAUGAGAUUAAAUCCUUUUGUCUUUUAUUCUUUAAGACUCCAGCAGGAAGCAAACUGAGGGGAGUAAUUAUGAACACUCACAAAUCUACCCAAUGACAUUAAGCCGCAUCAAAUUAUCACAAUUUCCAAAGUCUUAAUAGAAACCGUCACACUUAGGAGAGGAUCAGAUAAGAACUCUGGUGGUGUCAUAAUCCCCCUCAGUACAAUGACUGAUGAGCCAACUCAGUCCUGGUGUGCAGUCCUGGCGUGCAGUCCUACCGGGAGGAAGCAGGGUGGGGCUGGUCAGAGAAAAGGAGUUUCGUUCAUCAACACCACCAGCUCUGAGCCUGAAGGAGGGACUCAAAGGUGAAUUACAGAAGAGGAGAGGUUUUUCCCAACUUCGUGAAGCAGGAAUCCCCAUACAGUUCGGUGGUGUGCUUCUCUGCUUUCGAGGGGGUGUGAGUAGCAUUUAGAAUGAGAGUACAGAAUGCUUCCAUUGUGAGUCAGAUUGUCAAGCUUGGGUAGAGCUCUCCAUGCUGUUUUGUGUUUUGUUUUGAAACAAGGUCUCACUCUGUAGCUCAGGCUGGCCUCCUGCAUUCUUGCGUCCUCCCUCAGCCUCCAGUGUUGGAACUGUAGACAGUCACACUGACUCAGCUGGCCUGGGUCACUAGGCACCUCUCUGUGUGCCUAUAAAUGCUGAGAAAUGGCACACGUUUACAAAAUACGAUUGUUUGAGGUCGUCUAGCCAAGAGAAUACAAGUUGAAUUACAGUAGAAGCUGGGUUGUAGCACAUGACAGGUUUCAUUGAGCCUGCUUGGUUUUGGUGGAUCUGCUCAAUAUGAACUGGAUCUUGUGAGUAGGCUUUUAGGGUAGGAUCGUUUUUGUCCAGGGCAGCAGUCCUCUUUAUCACAAAGUUCCCAACAGUUGUCAGAAUCUCAGUGUUGUAUAACAGCCAAGGAAUGCUUGCUUUGAUAGGGGUGAUGAAUCAGAAGAAAAGCAGUAGUGGAAAGAGCCUUUUUCCUGUGCGACUUCUUCUUGUCCUUCUCUUUUCCUGGUCUGUUACGAGUGCCUCCUCCCCCAUCCCUGUGGAUCAUGAACUUCAUAAUGGUGCUCUGAGGGUAAACAACAUAAAAGAGUGGUAGUGUCCUUCCUCCAAUCCCGCAGUCGCUAUUGGCUGCAGACCUUGAACAUGACACUGCAGUUUCCUGGAGCCACACAUGAGCAGUAAGCAGCGGUUUCUGAAACUGUGGUCUGGAGAAGGCAGCACCAGGUUAUUUUUUAACUUAAUUGUAAUUUUUGAUUGGUCUGCAAGAAAGUAAAUCAAAUAAAGGCUGUUGUCUUAGUCUGCAGAAAGCCUUAGGCCUCAAAUUCCAACGCUGACCAUCUUGACCAGAAUAGAAGAGGGGAGUGUGUGGAUCCCAGAUUGGAAGUUCAGCCAGUCAGCCUUCAUGGGCUGCUCUUGCACCCAGAGAGUAAGCAUACUUGAUAUUCUUCUCAGAUGACUGAGUCAUGUAAAGUGAGAUUUGACAGUCUCUCGAGUUAUGAGAAUACUUGAGAUGAUUUAAGUGAAUUUUUAAAAGGGAAGUCUAGUUGUCAGCUUGAUAUUACAUUUUGUUCUUGUCCAACAGCACAAUAAAAUGAUAUAAUUUUAAAUCCCA